CCACCUUUGAUGUGAAAGUCCUCGCAAACUCAAUCGUCACAACGGCUCCAGUUGUUCUCAACUACUGUACCGGAGGCAGAAUACUGGAAUCUCUGGAGCUGGGUAAUCUCGACGUUGGACAUGCAUGGCUGACCCAAUGCCACGAUGUCAGUCUCAUGCCUCGUCUCAACAGCUCCGCAAGCUCGACGGGCAUCGGCGUGAUACCCAGGCAGGGCCUGGACUGUCCUUCCUCUCUGAGAACGCCUUCAAUGCCGCAUACUGAAUCGCAUGCCUGCAGUACCUCUGUCAGAAGACUCCGCUCUCGAGGCCCCCGACCCUCUGUCGCGUCGAUAGCGGACAUCUUUGUCACGUCGCUGGUGAUAGCAGGAUUCUGUCGCGAACAUUCUCCUCGCGGGAGGGGCCUAGCGCCAAUAUCAAAACCCGGUUUGGACGAUAGAACGCCGGAUUGGCGUAGGAAGAGUACAACGAGACACAGACGUUUAUCGCUUGCGAGAGGCCUGAAUUAUUCGAGAUCUCCGGCCGAUUACUUGGCUCGACGAGGUCUGAAAACAACGAGAAUGUUUUCGACUCAAGCCGCACCAAGCCAAAACGAUGACACUGAACGACGUCCUUGGACUAUUGGACCUGAUGAUGGAUACAGAGAAGCUGCCGAUUCAGAAAGGCAGCAUCCUGAAGAAGACACUGAGAACAAACAAAAUGGAGAUGUGGAGGACUCUACACCAACCGCACCUUUACCUGCUAUCGGGAAACGAGAUGUCCUGAUACGUGAUGAAAUUUCAAUGGUCGAUGACCCAAGUCUAUCGGGAACACCUGCUGCUCCAACAGAGAUACCUUCGGACGAGGAGAUAUCGAGACCGGACACUAUACGUACAGAAUCAAUUCCGGAAGCAUAUGGGAAGACAGCAGGGAUCAAUUCCCAUGAUCAACAGCGUGCUCGAUCUGAGAAGAGUUCCUCGAAUGAGUCUUAUACCUCAACCUCUGCCGCCAGUCCCAAGAUGGGCAAAAAGGACACAUCUCGAGAUAUGAUUGAAAACCCAGCAGUUGAGCGGUUCGUUGCUGCAUUAUGGGACGAAACUAAGUCGACUCAGUAUAUUUUCAGACUAUAUAGGGAGAUUCCCUCACCGGGCGUGGCCUACCUUUCCAAGCGCUCGCGCGGUUUCUUGCUACGCCGCUUUGCAGAUCCUCCAGAUCGGCGAUGGAUAGAUGCUCGUCGUUACCUUGCCCUCAUAGAAGAUAUGAAUGCAGCUGGACUUCCCGUUUCUAGGGCGCUUUGGACCAGCGCUAUCCAUUUCGCAGGACGUGCAUCCGGUCGAGUGUUCAAAAGGGACCUGCGGAGGGCAAUUGGCAUCUGGCAUCAGAUGGAACGAGUUGCGGGUAUAGAGUCGGAUAAUGUUGUCUUCAGCACCCUUUUCGACAUAGCCAUUAAAGCUGGUCAGUAUACGGUCGCAGAUCGUCUGAUGGAGGAGAUGAAAACACGUGGUAUUCCAUUCAGGCGGUCCUUGAAAGUCUCUAAGAUCUACUACCACGGAUUCCUUCGAGACGUGGAAGGCAUCCGCCAGGCGUUCGAUGACUUCAUCAAGUCCGGGGAAAUAGUUGAUACCGUGGUCCUGAACUGUCUCAUUGUCUCUUUCCUUAGGGCUGGGGAACCUGGCACGGCCGAGCAACUAUACGAUCGCAUGAUGGAGGCACAGAAGAAAUUAGAAAAGGAGCUUCAGGCUGGCAACCAGCGUCUGCCACACCACCCGACUCUCACAUCUGAUAUGCCGACUUACCGGAAAAGGAUGAAGGAGUUGCGCAGGACGCUGAAUUUGUCAACGUCCCUCAGAGAUGAACUUCCUGAGGAGCAUCGUCUGCUACAGGCCUCCCUAUCAAUGGCUCCGGAUACGAGAACUUUUCACAUCUUUCUCUCGUAUCAUGCCUCACAGACGGGAAACUUGUUCGCAUUCAUGUCUGUUCUCAAAGAUAUGGAGCGCACCUUCGAUGUCCCUCCCCGUGCUAUGGUAUAUCUAUUUCUCUUCGAGGGUUUUGCUCGAUUCGGCCGGAAGAGAAGACAGUGGUCAGCUGAGAGACUACAAGACGUCUGGAAAUCCUACCUCCGUCUCCUGUACGAAACUAGAAUGAGUGUCAUUGACCGGACUACGUUGCGACGUGACAAACUAUUGUGGGAAAACCCGUUGAGCAAUAGCAUGGAAGAAGAAAUGAGAGAGAAGCUUUUGAAGAAUACCCCCAACGAACUUUAUGCACCAUUGCCUUUCCGUGAGAUGAACUCCAAGAAGCAAAGCAAAGAAGACGCUCUUGGCGAGGAAGACCAUUAUGGGACUGAUGAGACUGAAGAAGACGCUGACGAGGAUGAAGCUGAAGAGAUGCUGAAGAAUCCAAGGCAGGCUGGAGUCGAAAAGGAAUUGGGAGAACUGGAGAAGCGAAUUGAGAACGGUGUUUUCCUUGGACGCAGAGUUAUAUUGGCCAUUUUGCGCGCUUUCGGCGCUUGCAGUGGGCCUUAUGCUGUCAUGAAUGUUUGGCUACGGCUCGAACGGAUCUGGCAGCCUAAGAAGCGAAAGGCCGUCGAUGUUAUGGCCAUUAAAGACGAACUGGAGAGGCAAUUGUCUAAAGGUUCUUGGCGCUGACUGCAGUAGGAUCUCUGCUCAGCCUGGUGUAAUUGCAUAGAUCUGUUGUAUACGCCAUAUAGCUAGGAGUCUAUAUCUUCGUACUAUAUCUGUUGGCAUUUUAUGUAUAUUAACUCGCGAAAUCCCAUGUGAUCGUUAUCAAACUGGCGAUAGACUAAAUUAAUCAAAAUCAUCUGGCACGAGCGGAUAAAAGCACAGCAUCACAGGCAUGGAAAU
This is a messenger RNA of Paecilomyces variotii, 2840 nucleotides long. RefSeq names its product pentatricopeptide repeat protein. Lineage: Eukaryota; Fungi; Ascomycota; Eurotiomycetes; Eurotiales; Thermoascaceae. The coding region runs from base 156 to 2624 and encodes 822 amino acids. The record is from RefSeq and is a predicted model, not a curated record. Gene Ontology annotation, molecular function: protein binding. The transcript has a single exon.